Messenger RNA from Chlamydomonas reinhardtii, 1101 nucleotides. RefSeq lists its product as uncharacterized. Gene Ontology annotation, molecular function: protein binding. Lineage: Eukaryota; Viridiplantae; Chlorophyta; Chlorophyceae; Chlamydomonadales; Chlamydomonadaceae. The transcript is spliced from 3 exons. The record is from RefSeq and is a predicted model, not a curated record. The coding region runs from base 327 to 581 and encodes 84 amino acids.
CUUGGUUAACACUUCCGCGCGCCCAUAAGUACAUAUUGCAAGCACUGAGAGCGCUGGCCCUCAUCACCGUCCAGACUCGAUUUUGUGGGCUGCUAGCAGCUGCCGCGUGGCCGAUGCGCGCAGCGCCGUUCGAAAUUCGAGCCGCACAUUCCAAUCACCAAUCAUCAACAUCCCAUCAAGCUGCCUCCAAGACAACACAGGCUCCAAAGUACGAGGAAUGUCUCGAUUUCGCUCGCAGACAGGAUUACGACGCUGCUUCAUCCUCUUUCGAGAAGCUGUUGGCCGUGGACCCUACGCAUGAGAAAGCUUGGAUAUCAUAUGCCCAGAUGAGCAAGAAGCGCUACAAGGCCCUGGGCCAGAACUCGCUCGCGUUCGAGGCCUGCGCGGCGGUGCUGAGCCGCGGCACACAGGCGCUGCCGCAUGGCGCACGGCUGUGGCAGGCGCGCGGACUCCUAGAGCUGCAGCAGGGCCGCACGGAUCAGGCGCGGGGGCUACUGGAGAAGGCGGUGGAGCUGGAUCCAAAGCUUGCGCCCGUGCUGAACUGGAAGAGUGUGCGGGCGCAGGAUGCGGAUACGGACUGAGCACAGAGUUGGGGGGUUGAAGGGGCGCGGGGUACAGGGCGCAGGGACAGGCACUCAGUGUGCAUUGCGGGUUUGCGCAGGGUGCAGGGCUCCAAUGAGGAAGCCCUUGAGGGGAAGAGUGUGCGGGCUUUGAAGGCGGGUUUACUGCAGGCGCUGGCAUGGCGCGGACGACUGCAGGAGCGGGGCUUCGUUACUGAUUGAACUGUUACCAAAGAUGAACUGAAAUUGCGUACCGGACUGAAGAAGGCAACAGCUGAACAGCACGACGUCGUUGAGGGGCGGGUGCUUGCAAGCAGAACGUUGAACUGGGGCGCACGCCUGUGAUCCUCUCUGUGAUGAAUGGCUGGGCACAUGCACUUAGAACAACAUACGAACUGUUUUGGUGUCGAUGGCUGAGAGGCUUCUGCUCCUCUACUGCCAUGGGGGAAACCUGCGGUUCUGCGCAGCUGACAUGUUGAGUUGUGUACCACCAUUGUUCCAGGUGUGACGGUCAACUACGGUACUGUAAGCAGGAAGCAAC